AUGUCGCUAUGCUAUUUCACUCUAUUGCAGACCAUCGCCAAGGACUACUGGUGCGCACGCCCAGACAAUGCACCCGAUAUGGAUGUGUCACUUUGGAAAAGUCUCAGCCAGCCAGCCGGUCCGUGUUCAAUACUAAAUCUUAAUUACUCUCAGCUACCCGAGCUUCCUACAUCCGACGUGCCGGCGCAACUAAUUAGCUGCAAAAGCUUUGAAUUCUCCAGCGAGGAUGGCAGCGCACGUUCGGCUAUUGAGGAAUUCGGCUUGGUUUGCGGCCGCCAGCAGCUGGUUAGCGUUGUCGAAAUGUGCUUCUUGGCUGGUGCGGCAGUGGGGAGCGUUUCGAGCGGAUGGAUUUCAGAUCGUUUCGGACGCAAACACACUCUAAUGAUAUUUGCGUUGGUGCAAAUUGUUGGAGGUACCUUACAAGCUUACUCAGUGAACCUGGCCAUGUACAUGACGAUGCGUACUCUGACCGGCUUCGCAUCGAUGACAGUGACUGUGGUGAGUUUCGUACUCGUUGUGGAGCUGGUCUCGGGCAAGUGGCGUACCAUCACUGGUAUCUUGAAUAUUCUACCUGUGCCAAUUUCCUAUAUUCUUAUGGCUUGUAUAGCAUACUUCGUACGCGAUUGGCGACAUUUACAAUUGGCCAUUUCACUGCCAUGGAUAAGCCUAUUGACAAUUUGGUAUUGCAUGCCGGAAUCACCACGCUGGCUACUCGCACAAGGUCGCCUCAAUGAACUCUAUUCGCUAAUCGAACGCGCUGCACGGCUUAAUCACCGCACACUGCCUGUCAACUAUCAAAAAACAUUAGAAGCUGCUGCACCACCGCCACCACCAAGUGCCAGUACUAUUGGCGCGGUUAAACCUAGCGAUGCCGAAGCUAUUCCCACCACUCACGACAAUCCAUUGAAAGUGGUUUUUAAUCGAUUUUAUUGGCGCACAACUUGUCUGAAUUUGGUUGUUUGGUUGACUUUGAUUAUCGUCUAUUAUGGAUUGACAUUGCAUUUGAGCAAUUUGGGUGGUGAUAUCUACUUGAAUACGGUGAGUACAGUGGCAAGGGGUGGGUAA
This is a messenger RNA of Rhagoletis pomonella (apple maggot), 1065 nucleotides long. Its product is annotated as solute carrier family 22 member 2-like. Lineage: Eukaryota; Metazoa; Arthropoda; Insecta; Diptera; Tephritidae. The record is from RefSeq and is a predicted model, not a curated record. Gene Ontology annotation, biological process: transmembrane transport. The transcript is spliced from 4 exons. Gene Ontology annotation, cellular component: membrane. Bases 1 to 1065 code for a protein of 354 amino acids. Gene Ontology annotation, molecular function: transmembrane transporter activity.